Messenger RNA from Guillardia theta CCMP2712, 597 nucleotides. RefSeq lists its product as hypothetical. The record is from RefSeq and is a predicted model, not a curated record. The annotation marks the transcript as partial. The transcript has 9 exons. Lineage: Eukaryota; Cryptophyceae; Pyrenomonadales; Geminigeraceae.
AGGCGCUGACAGCAGGUCGUCGACUUGUCUUGCAAAAUGCGGGUGGUUAAGAAAGUUCUAUGCGGCAUCGCCCUAGCGCACAUGGCGAAUGGGUUUUCUCUUGUUCCGGGUCAAGUCGGAUCUUCUCUCUCUUCCUCUACUGGCUUCAGCCUUUCCCCUCCGUCUCCUCUGCGCCGGACGACGAGAACAUGUUCUGUGAAGAUGAUGGCGAAGAAAGGAAAGAAAACUUCAUCCUCCGGUGCGAGCAAGGGAGGUUUUGCCAAGAACGUGAAAGGAAACGAAGCUUCCUCCGGAGCAGCACCAGCUCCUGGGGUGCAGGAGGACGUGAAGGCCUCGAAGCCGCAGAGCUCGAAGAGCGUGGAGGCUACCAAGUCCUCCCCCAGGUCCUCCCCUGCUCCCUCCUCUCCCCGUCCUCCCUCGCCCGCCGCCAUAGUUCGUCGAGAGGAGCCUCUGGACGAGAAGGUGUUACAGGAGGCUCAGGGAAUCCUCGAGGCAAACAAGAAAGACCUUCUUGGAGGAAUGGGGAACCUGCCACCGAAGACGUUUCAAACGCCGGAUGGUUCUUAUCGCUCCCUACCUGAGAACUAUCUCUACGGU